Aspergillus clavatus NRRL 1 is the source of this 1626-nucleotide messenger RNA. RefSeq names its product putative mRNA processing protein (Mss51). Gene Ontology annotation, cellular component: extrinsic component of mitochondrial inner membrane. Gene Ontology annotation, biological process: mitochondrial respiratory chain complex IV assembly. Bases 1 to 1626 code for a protein of 541 amino acids. Lineage: Eukaryota; Fungi; Ascomycota; Eurotiomycetes; Eurotiales; Aspergillaceae. The record is from RefSeq and is a predicted model, not a curated record. The transcript has 2 exons.
AUGCCAGGCGAAUAUACGUGCGGGCGUUGCCUGCAGGUAAUUCAGCGAAGGGUCACCCUUCGACGUUCAACGAUCCGCCUGCAGCAUGUGCCCAACUCGCAGCGGAUAGGCGACUCUUCCGCAUUUCUGACAAGAAGGUUCAGCUCACAGAGCAAUGGACGCUUCACAUCCGGAUCUGCCCAAGGGCAAUUGAAACGGGCAUCAUUGCCUGCCUCUUCGUCUGUGUUCACUGUAUCCCAAACAGCGAAGCCAUUGGUGCACCGAGCCUCGUCUACCUCAACCCAAGCGCAGGAGACCCGAGCUUUGCUCAAACCAAACAACCUCUUCCACCCUUUCUCGAAGUCUCCUGCACCUGCUAUCCGACAGCGCGCUGCAUUUAUCAAACAGAAUGCCUUUUGCCCGCAUCCCAGUCAUCAGCAGACCCGCUCACCGGUCUCUCCUCACGACCCCGAGUCGCGCAAGAGCCAACAAGGCACUCUUCCCCCAGCACACUCGCAUUUCGAAUGCCCCGACUGCGGCGUUCCGAUCUAUUGUUCUGAGGGACACUGGAUGGAUGACUUUGAGGCCCAUCUGGAAAUCUGUGAUACAAUUAAGCAGAUCAACGAGGACGAUCACGAUCUCCAUUCCGGUCGAUUCUUCCCGGAAUUCAGCUAUCCAGGUGUGCAGGAUGACAAUUUUGUCAUCAAUAUGACCAACUGGGACACUUUCCUCUAUACGCGGGAGUUCGAUGCGAUCAAUGACGAUCGGAGCAUGCGACAAGUGACCAGAAUGCUUACAUACCCGAUGACGAUCGCGAGUGUAUUGCAUGAGCUGAGCCCUUAUAGCGUUCGUACUGGCGGCAGGCUCACGACUGAAGGACUCAAGAGCAUCAGUGCUCUCCGUUACACUAUGCAUCCUCCCAGGACUGGAGAGGGUGUCGAUAUCCAGGGCCUGCGCCUGAAAGCCCCCCCUGUUCGGAUAUUCAUUCUUGGUGCCCGCGCCGAGUCCUCGCUGCCUCGUGACGUCUGGUUGCAGCUGAGCUAUAUCUUCCCACGUUCUCUGAUUCACCUGAUCUUCAUUGGUCCCGAGAGUAUGGCCAACCGAGACGCCGAGUUCCCUCUUCCAGAACGGACACCGGAGAAUCCUUUCGGAGGCAUUGUGGAGGAUCGGCUUGGUGGGCAAUUCAAGAUCACGACUUAUGUCGACUACUUCCAUACGAUGUACAAGGCACAGUACUUCCAGCCUUUUGAUCCUUACCUGGACUGCUUCAUGCUUUUCCAUCCUGGCCUGGGCCAUCCUGCCAGCUCUCAUGAAUGGGAAGAAACGCUACCACAACUUCUGGAGACCAAAGUCCCCAUCAUCACCACAGGCUACACCCAGUGGGACAUGGAGAGAGAUAUUAACUGGGUCCGUGAGAAGUGCGCUGGCGAGUUCGACAUCUUGCUGGAACCCGGAGAGAACAUCUUCCGCAGUCUGCGUUGGGACCUGAACGAUCUGGAUCCCCAUGAUGUCUCCUGUGGGAACUGGGGUGUGUGGGCUUUCAGAGGGAAACGGUACGUGAUCACUAUCCCAAGCUCAACUGCAUGUCAUGGUGUAAUAGCUAACAUCCUUGCUCCCAGGUACGAGGCUAUCCACAAGGACUCUUAA